AUGCACGAGUUGCCGCUGGACCCGCCGUGCCUGGUACUGGUGGUUUGCGGCCUACCCUUGGCUGAGGUGCUCGCCCUGCGAGCUGUGAGCAGCUCUGCCUUGCAGUGGGCCAUGACCGGAGCCAUCGCCCACCUGGGCGAGGUGUGCAAGGCUCACCACCGGAUCCGCACUCGCCUCUGGAUCCAGCGCCUGGAGGAGAUCAACCGCAACACCGCGGAAGAAAGCGUCUACGACUCCAAAGUACGUCGUUUAGCCGAUGAUGCCCUGCGCCGGCGCAUGGAGGCCGAAAUGGCUGAUGCCCGGCAAGACAUGGAGAACCGCAUCCGAGACUUCCACGUCGAGGUGGAUCGCCGCAUGGAAGCCCAGGCAGUACGAGUGCACGCCAUCGUGGAGGAGCGUGUGCAACAGCAGCUGGAUACCAUUCUGGUGGCAGAGAUGGAGAAGGAGAGCGGGCUUUGA
Messenger RNA from Effrenium voratum, 459 nucleotides. The record is from the annotation of a GenBank genome assembly. Lineage: Eukaryota; Dinophyceae; Suessiales; Symbiodiniaceae.